UCCUCAGCGCAGAAUGGGCAGAUGCGGCUUGGAAUCGUCGUGAAUAGUGCGGAGUAAGACUUGCGCACAUUUGCCCCAGAGAAUAAUCCAGCGAAUUCGGGUAUCCGCUUUCCGUGGGUCGCGCUGGCGAGGGAGCUCGCCGGACGCUGCCAGAACCUGCUCGCGCACUCUGGUUGGCCCGCGAACCGUCGAAACUUCCAGAAGUGACUGAGGAAAACUGCUCCUCCCCACAACAUAUAUAACUGCACCAUGGCCUUUGUUGCCCUUCUCUCACUAUCAACUCAAAAAGACACACAUUCCACUAGCGUUUUCAGCUUCUGUGAGCGUGCUGCAACCCCAUCAGCAGUUCCUUUUACAAGCUCUUUGUGAUACCCCAACUUUCUUCCCUACUUUACCAUCCCCACACCCACAACGAUGGCUCCCGCUGUCGGUAUCGAUCUAGGAACCACCUACUCCUGCGUGGGUAUCUUCCGUGAUGACCGCAUCGAAAUCAUUGCCAACGACCAGGGCAACCGCACCACGCCCUCGUUCGUUGCCUUCACCGAUACCGAGCGUCUCAUCGGAGACUCUGCGAAGAACCAGGUCGCCAUGAACCCCUCCAACACAGUCUUCGAUGCGAAGCGUCUCAUCGGCCGCAAGUUCAAUGAUCCCGAGGUCCAGGCAGACAUGAAGCACUUCCCCUUCAAGGUGAUUGACAAGAACGGCAAGCCUGUCAUUCAGGUCGAGUUCAAGGGCGAGACCAAGACCUUCACCCCCGAGGAGAUCUCUUCCAUGGUCCUCACCAAGAUGAGGGAGACAGCAGAGUCGUAUCUUGGUGGAACCGUCAACAACGCCGUCAUCACUGUUCCUGCCUACUUCAACGAUUCUCAACGCCAAGCCACCAAGGAUGCCGGUCUCAUUGCUGGCCUCAACGUCCUCCGCAUCAUUAACGAGCCCACGGCCGCCGCCAUUGCCUACGGUCUGGAUAAGAAGGCUUCUGGCGAGCGUAAUGUCCUGAUCUUCGAUCUCGGUGGUGGUACUUUCGAUGUGUCGCUCCUUACCAUUGAGGAGGGCAUCUUCGAGGUCAAGUCCACUGCCGGAGAUACUCACCUUGGUGGCGAAGACUUCGAUAAUCGUCUUGUUAACCACUUUGUUAAUGAAUUCAAAAGAAAGCACAAAAAGGAUUUGUCCACCAACGCUCGUGCCCUGCGCCGUCUCCGCACUGCCUGCGAACGCGCCAAGCGUACCCUUUCCUCCUCCGCUCAGACCUCGAUUGAGAUAGAUUCUCUGUUUGAGGGUAUCGACUUCUACACCAGCAUCACCCGUGCCCGUUUCGAGGAGCUGUGCCAGGAUCUCUUCCGCUCCACCAUGGAACCUGUCGAGCGUGUCCUCCGCGAUGCCAAGAUCGACAAGUCCUCUGUCCACGAGAUCGUCCUUGUCGGCGGUUCCACCCGUAUCCCCAAGAUUCAGAAGAUGGUCUCCGACUUCUUCAACGGCAAGGAGCCCAACAAGUCCAUCAACCCCGAUGAGGCUGUUGCCUAUGGCGCUGCCGUCCAGGCUGCUAUCCUCUCCGGUGACACCUCCAGCAAGUCCACCAGCGAGAUCUUGCUUCUGGAUGUCGCUCCGCUCUCCGUCGGUAUCGAGACUGCAGGCGGUGUCAUGACUCCUCUGAUCAAGCGCAACACCACCAUCCCCACCAAGAAGUCCGAGGUCUUCUCCACCUUCUCCGACAACCAGCCCGGUGUGCUCAUUCAGGUCUACGAAGGCGAGCGCGCUCGUACGAAAGAUAACAACCUGCUGGGCAAGUUCGAACUCACUGGCAUCCCACCUGCGCCUCGUGGUGUCCCCCAGAUUGAGGUCACCUUCGAUGUCGAUGCCAACGGUAUCAUGAAUGUCUCCGCCGUCGAGAAGGGCACUGGCAAGUCCAACAAGAUCGUCAUCACCAACGACAAGGGCCGUCUGUCCAAGGAGGACAUCGAGCGCAUGUUGGCCGAGGCUGAGAAGUACAAGGCUGAGGAUGAGGCUGAGGCUGCCCGUAUCAGCGCCAAGAACGCCCUCGAGUCUUAUGCCUACUCCCUCCGCAACACCAUGAGCGACUCCAAGGUUGACGAGAAGCUCGACGCUGCCGACAAGGAGAAGCUGAAGGCCGAGAUCGACAAGACCGUUGCCUGGCUUGACGACAACCAGCAGGCUACCAAGGAUGAGUACGAGUCUCAGCAGAAGGAGCUUGAGUCCGUCGCCAACCCCAUCAUGAUGAAGUUCUACGGUGCGGGUGGCGAGGGUGGCAUGCCUGGUGCUGGUGGCCCUGGCGGCUUCCCCGGUGCCGGUGGUGCUCCCGGCGCUGGCCACGACGACGGCCCUACUGUCGAGGAGGUCGACUAAGCGGAUCGCUGAAAUGCAGUAGGCUUUUCUCUUGCCUUUUCCUCGGUAUAGACGUUUCUCUGGGAGGUCAUUAUUGGAGUUUCUCGGGCCGGUUGGGUCCUAUUUUCAUGGGUUUCUGACUUUCCCUUUUGCAUGGGAUGCAUCAUGAUGAUGAUUACGAUUGGCGGAAGAAAGAAAAUAGGGUCGGAU
Westerdykella ornata is the source of this 2550-nucleotide messenger RNA. Its product is annotated as heat shock protein-like protein 70. Gene Ontology annotation, molecular function: ATP-dependent protein folding chaperone; misfolded protein binding; ATP hydrolysis activity. The record is from RefSeq and is a predicted model, not a curated record. The transcript has 2 exons. The coding region runs from base 415 to 2361 and encodes 648 amino acids. Gene Ontology annotation, cellular component: nucleus; cytosol; plasma membrane. NCBI's taxonomy places the organism in Eukaryota, Fungi, Ascomycota, Dothideomycetes, Pleosporales, Sporormiaceae. Gene Ontology annotation, biological process: cellular response to unfolded protein; vesicle-mediated transport; protein refolding.